Molecule: messenger RNA, 6047 nt
Organism: Myripristis murdjan (pinecone soldierfish)
Lineage: Eukaryota; Metazoa; Chordata; Actinopteri; Holocentriformes; Holocentridae
Gene: atg9b
Product: autophagy related 9B
Exons: 15
Coding region: 361-2781 (806 amino acids)
Biological process (GO): reticulophagy; autophagy of mitochondrion; piecemeal microautophagy of the nucleus
Cellular component (GO): autophagosome; phagophore assembly site
Source: RefSeq, a predicted model, not a curated record
AAGUGACGCUAACGAUGUUUUGUUGACAUUUGUUUGUGAAAGACAAAACAGUGGAGACACACACUGGUGGUUUAUUUUUGGAUUCCAAGUGACCUCGGGGGUAGCUUGAUUAGCUAAACAACAAGGCUAGUUUAUCGUUAAAGGAUGUAUAGCUGUUGAACGGGCUCUAGUUAAGAGUGCAGUCCAAGCGAGGCGAAGGCAGAUCAAGACCCAGCGGAUGGACCAAGUCGGGAACAAAACAAAUCGCUGCACCCUUUGACUACACGAGUGGCUGAAUCAUUCACAGGCUAGCCAGCCACCAGACACUUGGUUUAGGUCGCUAGGUAUAUGCAAGGGGUGACUGGGAGAAUGUGAAGCACAAUGGCCAACUUUGAGGCUUACCAGGAGUACCAGAGAAUUGAGGACUUUGAGGAGGACUCGCCACCAGGGGAGGAGGAUUUGCUGGUGCAUGUGCCAGAAGGCCUGAAAGAUUCAUGGCACCACAUCAAGAACCUGGAUAACUUCUUUACAAGGAUCUAUCAUUUUCAUCAAAAAAAUGGCUUUGCUUGUAUGAUGUUGUCAGAGUUCUUCGAACUUAUUCAGUUUCUGUUUGUUGUCACAUUCACAACGUUCCUGUUCAACUGUGUGGAAUAUGAUGUCCUAUUUGCCAAUCGAGCAGUCAACCACACCGGGCCAGCUCACAACCCCCUUGACCGGAACAAGGUGACUCUGCCUGAUGCCAUUCUGCCAAGCCAGCAGUGCACUCAGAGCAUCCAAGAGAACAGCUGGAUCAUUUUCCUUCUCAUCAUGGCAGCCAUCUUCUGGAUCUAUCGGCUUGUCAAAGUCUUCUGCAACGUUUUGAGCUAUUGGGAGAUCCGGCAAUUUUACAUCAAAGCACUAAAGAUCAGGAUGGAUGAAUUGUGCAACUUCACAUGGCAGGAAGUUCAGGACCGGCUCAUUAGCCUGCAACGAGAACAGCAGAUGUGCAUCCACAAGAAAGAGCUGACAGAGCUCGACAUCUAUCACCGCAUCCUGCGAUUCAAGAAUUACAUGGUGGCCAUGGUCAACAAAUCUCUGCUACCAGUACAGCUGCAGCUCCCCCUGCUGGGCAAUGUGGUGUUCCUCACCCAGGGCUUGAAGUACAAUUUUGAGCUGAUCCUCUUCUGGGGGCCUGGCUCACUCUUCCAGAAUAAGUGGAACCUGCACCCCAAGUACAAGCGGGCUGGAAACCGCCUCGAGCUUGCCCAGCAGCUUAGCAGGGUUAUCUUGUUGAUUGGGUUGGCAAAUCUGCUGUUGUGUCCGUUCAUCCUGGUGUGGCAGGUGCUCUAUGCCUUCUUUAGUUACACAGAGAUCAUCCGAAGAGAGCCCGGAAGCUUGGGAGCAAGGCGCUGGUCCCUCUAUGGUCGCCUAUACCUGCGUCACUUCAAUGAGCUUGACCAUGAGCUGCAUGGGCGUUUGGGUCGCGGCUACAAACCCACCUCCAAGUACAUGAACUCCUUUACAUCACCACUGCUGACUGUGCUGGCUAAGAAUGUUGCCUUCUUCUCAGGCUCGGUGUUGGCUGUGCUCAUUGCCUUGACCGUCUACGAUGAGGACGUUCUGACAGUGCAGCACAUUCUCACUGCUAUCACUGUGCUGGGAGUUGUUAUCACUAUCACAAGGUCCUUCAUACCAGAUGAGCAUAUGGUGUGGUGUCCAGAGCAGCUGCUGCAGUAUGUACUGGCACACAUUCACUACAUGCCAGACCACUGGAGGGGCAAUGCUAACAAGAGCGAGACCCGUGACGAAGUGGCACAGCUGUUCCAGUACAAAGCGGUGUUUAUUUUGGAGGAGUUGCUCAGUCCUAUUGUCACACCAUUCAUCCUCAUCUUCCUCCUGAGGAACAAGUCCCUGGAGAUCAUUGACUUCUUCAGGAACUUCACUGUUGAGGUGGUUGGAGUUGGGGAUAUCUGCUCUUUUGCUCAGAUGGAUAUCCGCCGCCAUGGAAACCCAAUGUGGAUGUCGGAGGGCCAGACUGAGGCCUCCGUCUACCAGCAGGCUGAGAACGGCAAGACAGAAUUGUCCCUCAUGCACUUCACCAUUAAGAACCCGCACUGGCAGCCCCCCCAGGAAAGCUCGGUGUUCAUCAGCCAUCUGAAGGAGAAGGUGCACCAGGACGCUCAGGGAGGCCCCUCCACCCAGCUGCUGCUCUCUGAGGCUCCGCUCUGCUCCUCACUGCUGUCCAAUGAGUCUGCCUCUGGGCCUGACAAUGUAUUGGCCAGCGUCCUGGCCCACCCCAUUCUCACUGCGUCUGGACUGCCAGGGCGAGACCGUCGCUUCAUCCCACCAAGCACGGCUGCAUCCGCCGCUGCCAGCGUCUUGGCCUCUCUGUCCACCUCUCAGCUCCCGCACACAGGCCGCAGCCGGUCACAUGGUCUCAUGCCCUCCUCCAUCCCCCCUGAGAGCACCAUGUACCGCAGCGACCGCACCAUCAUUGACAGUAUGUCCAACAGUGACGCUCGGAUCCGGAGCAACGCACUGCUCUCAGAAUUCGCCUCAGCAGAGAUGAGCCUCCAUGCCAUUUACAUGCAUGAGGUGCACCAGCAGAGCUCCCAGCCCCAGAGAACUUCAGAGCAGUGGCAGAACCCAGUGCCAAUGAGAGAUCUACACACAAACACUGGUUUCCAGGCACAUAGCAGCCUUACUGCCAUACCGACCCCUCUCCACCUGGGAGGCUGGAAAGAGGAAGAGGAGGAGGACGAAGAAGAACAGGAGAUUAACAGUGGAUCUACUCAGAACCAGGGCACCGGGAGUGGUUGUUGAAGUGCCUUAUGUCAUAGGUGUUUACACUUUAUUUUCUUCAACGAACAUUGUGGCCUUAGAUGAUCUUCAUGGAGAAAAUUUAGCUUGGACCUUUUAAACCACCAGUCAGCAUUUGUAGUUGGAGGAGCUCAUUGAAUAACCACUGUUUCUGCACCUACAUGCUUCUUCCUGUCACAUCAGGCGGACUAUGGCAUCAGGGAAACCAUAAGUCUUCCGUCCCUUUCACCAUCAUUUUGUCAUAAACCUUUGUUCGGAAAUUACUCUAAAGUGUGUGAGAGCGUGCAAAUAGGAUCACUGUGUCACGGUAGAUGGGGACAGUUUUGUUGUGGAACGCAAAAGGCUUAUCACAUCUCUUCUGCUGUGCCUAUGUAUGCACAAUUUUAAGUUUUAUUUGUGCAUCUGUGGGGUUUACAGUGAGGGUCUAAUUUAACUUUUACCGCAGAAUGGUGUCUUUAUCUGUGUUAUCAAGACUGCAAGCUGUAUCAUAGCUGCCUGACCAAGUUUGACUAUUAAGUUAAUUUUGAUUAUUAAGUUGAAUUAAAUUUUUUACAUUGUUCUAUUUGGCCCUUGUCAUAUGUAAAUACACUUUUGUGUCUUACUUAUCUAUGAAUAAUCCACAUUUUUUGUACUACCAGAUCUAAUGCUUGAGUCACCAUGAAGGCACCAUGUAUACCUGGCAAAAUCUCUGUCAUGCUAGAUGAAACAUGUCUUUAAACUGGACAUACAAAUGCUUUGAAUGCUUCUUCCUGUUUUUAGUGGCCUGAAAUUUGCUCAGUAUUAAUAUCUCUGCUAGUGCUAUCUCAUCAUGUUUAUUUUCUUGCCUCUAAAACAGGAUUGAAAGCAUGAGCUCCGAUUAUCUUUGGCAUUAAAAUUCCAAUGUAGAUAAAAGAUGUCUUAAAAUUUGGUCACAAAGUCAAAGUGAAACACACCCAACGAUUUAAAUCUAACUAAUCCAUGUUACCUCAAGGGUUUUCUGGGAAAAUUGGUUUCUAUAUAUAGCCUAUGCUCUGUCAGUGUAUUUGCCUUCGUGUCUAUACAUAGAUAUGGGGUUUGGCGGCCUAUCUUGGCACAAUCGAGAUGCAUCUUUUAUCUUCAUUAGGGCUUUAACGCCAGCUCUAGAUGGAACACAUUUUAUUUUCUGUGCGUACUCCAGAAGCAUGCGCCUCACCUAGUAGUGCUUAAGCACAUGUAAGAAGUCAAGUAUUUAUCUCCUCCCAGAAAUAAUGGCAAGGAAUCAUUUCCUGAGAACAAAACAGGGUGGUAUUUUAUUUACAGAUCUGUGUUGUGCACAUGACUUUGUUUGUGCUGCUAGAAUUUGUGCCCUUUUCCUCAAAUGCACACGUAAAAAUGGAUCUUCAUCGUAAGGGCUGAUUGUAACGCAUGCACUGUCGUAUCUGCAGCAAUUGAAGAUUUAGGUUUGAGUUGGGUUUUCUUUUGUUUUUGUUUUUGUUUUUUAAAAGCAAUUCCUCUCAGUGUUUGCUUUAUGCUUUCCAAGAAAGAGUGUGAAGGAAAAAAAAAUGCUCUCCACAUUUAGAAUCAUUUGUCACGUUUAGAUUUAUAUAUUGCCCCCUUUGGCUCAGAGUUGAAUUAUAGAUAUCUUUAUUAUUUAUUUUAGGGGAAAAAAAGAAAACUUAUAUUUAGAUUAUUUUGAUGAAAAUUUUAUUUAGAAAAAGUUUUGCAAAUUAUGUAUCAGUCACAUUUGUGGAAAGUUUUGAAAUGUGCCCCCCUCUUUGAAAGUUGCUACAGAAAAAAAAGGAUUUACCUCAGAAUCAUUGAUUUAUAGAAAAUAAAAUAAUGAAUGCGCAAUAUUUAGGGUAAGUUACAAAAAACUAGCUGAUGAAUUGUAAUGGUUUCAGAGACAAAAUGCCCAGCUGCAUGAUACUGAAUGUGAUGUACACUUGAAAACAAAUGUACUUGUGAGUAUUCACAUCUGCUUAUCAAUGCGAUACGCAACAAAUCGCUCGACCCAUUUUUAUUGCAUUCUAGAUCACAGUAAUGUAGAUCUCAAAACUCCACUACUGUAAGACGUCUGAGGGCAGAGGGAUGUCUCUGCCCUACCAUGUGUUUUUAAAACUAUUCCUCUUUUUUUUGGUGUGUCUGUGUGUGUUGAAGGGAUGAGUUUUACCACCUGUGUUAUUAUGCUAACAUGAACUCAGAAUUUUGCACUGACAAAAAAAAUAUAUAUACUUUUUUAAAUGUAGAUAUACUUGCAUCAGCUACAUUAUAGAUAGGGCAGGUCUCAAAGGGACAUUGAGUCAGUCUCCAUCCUGAAUGACCUCUCUCACUGUUUGUGUAGGAGUAGCAUCAUCAUGCGUAGUAUUGUCAUUGUCCACAACAGAACGUCUGGAAGCACUGUGGCCAAUCACAUUAGGUCAUUCUUACCUCUGGUCAGUAAAAGCUUGCCCCGUAGGGGGUGAUGUCUCUGUGUUUGUAUCUCACCUUAGACACAAACAUGCUUACAUGAGUGUUGUAAUUGCUAUCCAUGUGUUGUAAACUUCAUUUCGCAAGUGCAGUGAAUUUCUGUUGUAGAGACAUCAGAGUUGAUUUCUUUUGCUAGUCUCCAUAUUUACAGCUCACUGUUGUGUCUUUGUCAUUUUAUUUUAAGCAGUGCCUUAGGAUUAAGGAUUAACAUUAGUUCUUGAUAGAAACCAUUUCAAAUAAACCAUAAGAUUCUUUGUCAUAGGUUUAGCAGCACGUAUGUACAGUAUUUAUAUUUAUUUUGGCAAGUCAUUGUGUAUAGCAUCAAGUAUACAGUGGAACUGUACUCUGAUAUUGUGGAUGUGGCUUGUAGGAUCAGUUGCAAACAGACAGAUUUGGACAUCUUGCAUCAUUUUGCAUCUGACAGCAGAAUUAAUCCUGUGUCUAAGUUUGCACUGUCCAUCUUCAGUCUGAAAGAAGCAGGAGUAUGAUCUGAUCUGUACCUCUCAUCAUACCACAGCUUCUUUAUCCACUACACACCAGUCUAAGAAUCAGAUUGGCUGGAACAAGGUGCUAAGUUUUCAUCCUCAAGUGUUGAAUAGGUUUUAAGACAUGUUUUAUUUUGUUACACAAUUUUGACUUUGUUUUGUUUGUGUAAAUUAAGAAACACUCGCUGAAAAUGAAACAUGCCAAAAGAACUUGUUUUCAGCACAGCUUUACGAUACAUAUUUUGUUUUCUGUAAGUGAAUAGAGAAGCAAAUAAAUAUUAUUUUGAGUGUAUUUAAUCAUUGAAGUGUGGCUGAACAUGUGAUGUCGAUUUGAAAUAAAAUAUAUUUUAAUUCGCUCUC